AUGUGUUUCCUGUGCAUGACAGGUGUGAGCACCUGUGCAAACCUGAUGGAGGGGACCAGUGAUAGUGAUCUGGAGCAACCGAUGCAUGUCAGCAUUCCGUAUUGUGCAUGCACCCAAGAUCUGCCACUUACGACCAUGGACCAAAGCAACAUCAUCACAAAGAGCUAUGAAACCAUCUACAACACCAUACUCUGUGACAGUAACUGUAAUGUCAAAGAGCUCACUUUCAACACAUAUUUGGGGGUGGAAUCAUGGAAGGAAUGCUACUCAUGUGCACAUUUGAGCAUGCAAACAAACCUGACCAUGCCAAGUCCCUCAGCCGGUGGUGUAUGUGCAGUGAUAGGCUGCACGGAACCAACUGAUUGUCCAGAAAGUGUGCGAGAGACUGAGAGAAGUGAAGUCCUUUACUUUCACCAAGUAGACCGAAGACCUGUCUAUAACACAGACUUGCCUUAUUACAACUCAAAAGUCAAUCAAUUUGCAUUUUAUGACAAUUCUGGUGCAAAUACAGAUACUUUUUCUUCCAAUGAUCAAGAUGAUAUUGCCACCAACAGACAAGCUGGAUACAAAAGUUUGACAUUUGGUGUUGGUGGAUGCAAAGGCAGUGGGUGCCAAUGCAUGCAGCCCACCAAACUCUGUAGAACAAUAUCACCAAUCGUGAGUGAUGUCAAGUACUCUGUAAGUGAUGGAGGCUUUGGACAAAAUAACAUCUAUUCUGUCCUCCAUGUGUCAAAAGCUGAGUUGUAUAGUCAAAAUUUUAUAGAAGCCCACAAUCGUGCUUCAAAAGGAGAAUUUGUAUGUUUCCAAAAAGAUGGUUGUGAUACUUGCACUAUCGAUGACAUUAGGUUCAGGUCUAUCAACAGUGAAAACACCUUUGAAGGAAAGACUUUAGACUGUUCUUGUUCAAAUCAUGGUGAAUGUCUUUGCACAGGACUGAGACCACAUUUAAUUUCACACUCAAACAAAAAUGUCAUUCCUGUCUAUGUACCAAUGAAAGGAUACACUGCUCGAGAAGAAUUAGAUGCUUGCACAAAUAUUGCACCACACAUGGUACGUUCACUGCCUCAUGAAUGGCUUUUGAAUCCCAACUACAUUGAAGAAUCUGCUUACCCAAAUUCCAACAGACUUCACAAACUAGUUGCCAUCUUUGAUGCAGAACGGCCAUCACUAAUCGAUAGGUUGAGGCCUGAUGUCUCCACAUUGAAGCAAGAAAUGUCCACAGGCAUGGCUCACCCAGCAGAGUAUCCAGGACAGACACCUGUGGAAUGUAUAAAUGUCUUCGACGAGUUGAGCGGGAAGCUGGGUCUCACAGUUGAGGAGAUCAAAGACUUGGUGAGUGACGAGGACAACCUCAAAGACCUCUGCAACCUGGUGGACACGAAUGGGAUGUUCAGCAACGAAGAUGCUCAUAGCCAAGGGGCAGCAGUGAACAAUGUUCCAAUGCCACAAGUAAUGCACUCUAAUCAUUCUCAGGGUGAUGGUGGUCUACACUGCAUUAAUGGAGGCAGAAACAGUUGUCCAGAUUCACAAUCCAUGCAUGGAAUAGAUAAAGACCAGGACAGGCCUGACCAUGAAGCUGCUUAUUUUGAUGGGCCUCCUGUCAACAGUGCAAGUCCACUCUUGGCUCUGGCACAAGGAACCCAGCUUGAAAGUCAUAUUGGUGUAGGAGAGAAGGAGAAGAAAAACGUCAUGGAGGGCAGGAAAAAGAGGCCUGCUUCAGUUAGACAGCAAGAAGAUAAACAGAGCAAGGAUAGACAGUACGUCCUCAUUAAUCGAAAGGAAAAAAAGAGGAAGCAGGAUAUUCAGAAAGGCUUCAAAAAUCCGUGGCGACAGCUGCCUGCAAAUGUCAAGGAUUACCGGAGCUCCAAACACACCCAGAAUACAAUUAUGAGAAGCACCUGUGAUCACAUCAUUGAUCUGAAGAGGGACAUGCAGAAGAACGGUCAUGUUGAACCAGAUCACCAGCAAGGCUCAAAUACUGAAACAGUCGAGGCAGAGGGAGCCCACUAUGAGCUGCCACUUGGCACGACAGAGGAAGGCAACAACCAAGACCUCAGCAGCGACGACAAAUUGUCUAAGAAUAAAUUCCUUAAAUUCAAAAUGAAAUACCAGCACCACCUGAAGAAUAUAUUUCCACGCAUGGGCAUCAAGGAAACCAAGAGACUGGUGAAUGUCAAGUGGCAUUCAAUGCGCCUGGCCGAGAAGCAGCUCUAUAUCAACCGUUGUCAUCACCGUGAGCUGACAGAGCAGGGCAAUGAUGACUCAUCUUUGAAGUACAGCACUCGGCCUUCAUUUCCAAAAAAGACCGACGGCAUGGCUGAAACACGCUCAAACCGUCUGAGGGACUGGCAGUACUUGCGCAAGCUCAAACAGCAGACGGAGAAGCGGCAGAUGCUGCAAUGGAUCAUGGGGGCCGUGAAGACGUGGCGUAACAGAAAGAGGUGCAGGAGAAGAAACUGCAGGUCAGGCCUUAAACAAAAAGGCAGCAUCUGCGAAGAUAACUGGGUGCAAUGUGACACAUGUGACAAGUGGAGGAAGCUUCCGCUCGGCACAAAUUUGGAUACCCUCCCAGAGAAGUGGUUUUGCGUGAUGAACCCUGACCCGCUGUACAGGGGAUGCGAUGUGCCAGAGCAGCCAUGGGAAGAUGAUGGUGUGGUGCCCGAAAACAGACGGGAUGAAAAAUCUCCGAGUUCCUCUGUGCAGUGCAAGUUGGAAAGCGGCAGCACCAGUGGCGUGGGGGCCCAAGAGUAGGCAGUGGUUGGGGGGAACAGCGCAGCGGCAAGGGGAUUUGUGUCAGGCCCAAGCCAUCUUUUGUUUUAAUUACGUAAAGAGCUUUGUGGAAUCUGGACCAAUUUUGCUUUCGAAAAUAGUAAUUUACGAGUAAUUCUAACAUCAGGUCAAUAUUUAGCGAUUUGAAAAGCUCAGCAUAUGUGAUUUUGGUUGUUUUCGAUAACGUUUGUUUAUUGUUAAUGUUAAUGCAUAUUUAAUCAAUGUCCCAGUCUUAAAAGUGUAUUGUAUAAUUAGGCAGUUUGAACUGCGUGUUUGAAAUGUUAGCAACGCAUUUCUAAUACACUUGCGUUUGUUUCAAUUAAAGAAGCUUAAGUGAUCUUAAAUAGCACAAAAUAGAAGCAUUUGAAAGUCACAUCUGAGAUGUUAAUGAGCACUCGGGGCUCAAUUCUUGCUAAGCGUUUGUGUUGCUGCUGUCGUGGUGGACACGUGGCAGGCUGAAAGGAUGAGACUUUUGUACGGUAACAACAUCUUCACAGUACAAAGUAGUACAGAGAGAUUUAUUGGUCUAGUACAGGGGUCGGCAACCUACGGCUCCGCAGCCGCAUUCGGCUCUUUACGGGCUGCUUCUUGACGAUA
Messenger RNA from Lethenteron reissneri (Far Eastern brook lamprey), 3366 nucleotides. RefSeq lists its product as uncharacterized. The record is from RefSeq and is a predicted model, not a curated record. NCBI's taxonomy places the organism in Eukaryota, Metazoa, Chordata, Hyperoartia, Petromyzontiformes, Petromyzontidae. Gene Ontology annotation, molecular function: zinc ion binding; protein dimerization activity.